Molecule: messenger RNA, 430 nt
Organism: Ornithodoros turicata
Lineage: Eukaryota; Metazoa; Arthropoda; Arachnida; Ixodida; Argasidae
Gene: RpL37a
Product: large ribosomal subunit protein eL37A-like
Exons: 4
Coding region: 82-390 (102 amino acids)
Biological process (GO): translation
Cellular component (GO): ribosome; cytosolic large ribosomal subunit
Molecular function (GO): RNA binding; structural constituent of ribosome
Source: RefSeq, a predicted model, not a curated record
CAAACUACUAGCGCCACCGCGCUCAACGCCGUUUCUCCGCCGGCAACAAUCAGCCCUUUUACGAACUGGUAGACCGUCAGUAUGACGAAAGGUACCUCCAGUUUCGGAAAACGUAGGAAUAAGACCCACACGCUGUGCCGGCGAUGCGGUCGCAGCAGUUACCACAUCCAGAAGUCUACAUGCGCCCAGUGUGGUUACCCCAAAAGUAAAAUGAGGCACUACAACUGGAGUGAGAAGGCAAAGAGGAGGAAGACCCAAGGAACUGGUCGUCUCCGACACCUUAGGAAAGUUUGGAGGCGUUUCAGGAACGGCUUCCGUGAGGGUGGCGAGCAAAAGUCUCAGAAGCACGCAGCAGCAAGCGCCGCAGCAUCCUCGGGGGCCGCAAAAUAAAUGUUGUAUAAUCAUGCCAAUAAAUGUGGUUAACAUCCAA